CUGUGUGUGUGUGCAGGGCUCUCGUGUUCUGCAGAGGAGCAUUCCAGCUUGGUUCCUCGUGCUGGAGAUGUGUCGAGGCUGUCCAGCUGCAGUUUGCAGUGCUGUGUGACUUGAGAGUUUGGGGUGCUGCUGUUCUCCUUUUAUUUUGGAUAAACCACACGAACAGGGCUUCUUGUGGUGAUACCCAGUGUAAGCCUUGUGUUCUCCUGCCUUCCACACAGCUUUUAAUCUAAAAGCUCUUGAGCUGGAGCUGUCAGACUGCUGUCACCAGUUCUGUUUCCUUCUGCUCCUGGGAACUCAGGAAUGGAGACUUCAAGACUUUUCACUGUCCCCUACAACCACUCCAGGCUUCAAAAGCCACUUCUUUUGUCCCAGUGUAGUUUCAUCUCAUGUUGCCUGUGAGUAUCCUGGCAUGAUGAGGGAGGGAGCUGUUUGAUGCUGCUGUUCUUAUUUUGGGAUAUAGAGCUGAGAGCUCCUCUCUCCCAUUAAGUAAAAGAGCAUCUUUGGAGCUGAGUGUUUUGCUGAGCAGUGCUCAGGGCCAUAGGGACCCCUUUAGGCUGCUGUAAUUCAGCUUAAAGAGGUGAUUGUGAACACAGGCACAGGCCACCAAAAUGCUCUGCAGAGCCUGUGGUGUCUCCCUGAGUAAGAAUAUGUCUCAGCUCAGGGAUCUGGAGUUCCUUGUGUUAGACCACCUCAGGUUAUGUAUAAAAAGCUCACUGUGGUGUGGUUCUCCCUCAUUUUUUGCUGGAGGGAGGACUGUGAUAUCAGCCUUCCUAAAGUCACUCCCUAAGGCUUCUCUGAUCCUCAUCCUGCAGUUCCUGCAGAGGUCCAGGUUCUCCGCUGGCUUCACUCGUAGAGAUGAGGACUCGUGAGUUAGAAAUGGUGAGAAAAUCCACCUUGAGCUUUGUGACUGUCUCCUCCUUUGGUUUUCCUAAUUAUAAAUUAAGUGGGGAUAAUCUGUCUUCGUGUUGCAGGCAGUGUUGCAGAACAAUAAGCAAAAGCCUCGAUCUCUUCCAGUCUGGGCAGUCACUGGGCAGUGAUCAGGUCUGUUUUCAGUUACUUGUCCUACAUUUCCUGGUUUCUUGUGUAUCUGUAUCAAUGUGUGUAUGUGCACUUUAGGAACCACGGAGCAGGAGUUGAGCUGGACACCAGGAGGAGUAGAGGAGGUGCGUAAGAAAAAAACAGAUCCUAGAUCUUGGAGAUCGGAAUAACCUGGUGGGAGAAAGGUUAAGGGCUAAAAACUCUCCAGGUUUCCUGAAGUCUGAGCAAUUAUUUAGGUCUUACCAGAGUCUCUGAAGAAGAGAAGGCUGUGGGGCUUAUGUGAAACAAGGCUUACCUGUAGUAUUGGGAGGGAACAUCAGAAAAACUAGUAGGGACUGCCCGUUGGAGACACUGGGAAGAAUCUCCAAGAAGAAAGAGUUAGCAGGAAUCUCGAUUCUCCAGCAGACAAGACCAAGGAGCCACCAGCUGCUUGGCCACAGGCCUUUUGGUGCUUUGGAAAGCCCCAAAUUUGAGAUUAUCUCCCUCAAAUUUUUGGUUAUCUCCUGGCAGAAGCAGAGGUAACACACCCAGGGCUCUGAAUCUCAGGAGGAAACUGGUUAGAAAUGUAUCCCUUUCCUGCUGAUGCUGUUAAACCAGCAUAUGAGGAGCAUUAGCUUCACAAGAGACAGAGUGAGUUAGUAAGGAAUGCAAAAAUGUACCCUCCGCAGGUGCUACAGCCGCGUGAAGGAGCACGGCGUGGGGAAGAGGAAAAGCAGCUACACGUUUGAGCAGCUGGAGCAGGUGUUUGGGCAGGGAGGAUGGGACUCCCAGCCCUGCCAACCUGUCCUCAUCAACAGCAGCGGCUUGUACCAGGAGCUGGAGUCGGAUGGCAGCACGAUGGAGGAGUAUUCCCAGGAGGACUGGGGAAACCACAGUCAGGACCUUCACUGCUACCAGACUGGCGAGCAGGAAUUGGAUGAAAUGCCUACCACAAAAAGAACAUUAAAGAUAAAACAGGAGUCUUCAGAAGACGCGCAGAAGCGUGACGUCAUGCAGAACAUUAUGCAAAUCUUGGAGUCAGUCCAGUUGAAGUGGGAGCUGUUUCAGAGCUGGACGGACUUCUCCAGGCUCCAUCUUUCUAACAAACUGGCCAUUUUUGGCAUCGGGUACAACACCCGCUGGAAGGAGGAUAUCCGUUACCACUACGCAGAGAUCAGCUCCCAGGUCCCCCUCGGCAAGCGGCUCCGGGAAUACUUCAACUCGGAAAAACCGGAGGGUCGGGUGAUCAUGACCCGAGUGCAGAAAAUGAACUGGAAAAACGUUUACUACAAAUUCCUGGAGAUCACCAUCAGCGAAGCCCGAUGCUUGGAGCUGCACAUGGAGAUCGACUGGAUUCCCAUCGCUCACUCCAAACCCACCGGGGGGAACGUGGUGCAGUAUUUAUUGCCGGGAGGGAUCCCCAAAAGCCCUGGCCUGUAUGCCAUCGGAUACGAGGAGUGCCACGAGAAACCCCCCUCCCCGCUGGCCGAGCACCGGGCGCCUGACCCCGGCAAUGAGACUCCAGGGGAGCUGGAGGUCCCUUCUCCACAGGCCUCCCUCCGGGUGGAUAUGGAAUCCGCCCGGAUUAUCUAUUGUUACCUUGGCAUCGCUGAGGUCCGGACUCUCCAGCAGUGCCUGUUUUUACACUUCCAGGCAAACACCAAAACCUUCAGCAAAGAUUGGGUCGGGAUCAACGCCUUUUUAUCUCAGAACUGCGUCGUAGAGCCCGGCGUCUCGCCCAAAUCCAUCUACAUCAAAUUUGUGGAAGUGGAGAGGGAUUUUCUGUCCGCCGGCUCUUUGGUAGAGUGCCUGGAAAAAGCCAUCGGGUACCCCUUAAAAUUUAACAACUGAGUCUCGUCCUUCAUAAGGAUCAGGGCUUUUCCGCCCCAUUUUCCAUCUCACUCGGAUCCUGUCCGUUCACAGCCGGGCGCGUCGGACUUUGCCGGGA
This is a messenger RNA of Corapipo altera (White-ruffed manakin), 2968 nucleotides long. RefSeq names its product Myb/SANT DNA binding domain containing 2 (gene MSANTD2). The coding region runs from base 1687 to 2871 and encodes 394 amino acids. NCBI's taxonomy places the organism in Eukaryota, Metazoa, Chordata, Aves, Passeriformes, Pipridae. The record is from RefSeq and is a predicted model, not a curated record. The transcript has 6 exons.